Vicia villosa (hairy vetch) is the source of this 2034-nucleotide messenger RNA. Its product is annotated as F-box/kelch-repeat protein At1g55270. NCBI's taxonomy places the organism in Eukaryota, Viridiplantae, Streptophyta, Magnoliopsida, Fabales, Fabaceae. Gene Ontology annotation, molecular function: protein binding. The record is from RefSeq and is a predicted model, not a curated record. The coding region runs from base 378 to 1691 and encodes 437 amino acids. The transcript is spliced from 3 exons.
UUGUUUUCCUUUCUUUCUCUCUCUUUUUUUUUGCCUUCAAAGUUGGUUUAGUUUGACCCAUCAACUGCAACACAUUUAUUAAAAGAGGACCAUUGUCACAAGCUAUGCGUCCUCUUAACGACACUUACACAAUCUAUUCAUUUUCUCAAUUCCCAAAUAUUAAAAUCUCACAAUUUUUAUGAGGCAAAGAUUUGUGGUUUCUUUCACAACAACGAAAGGUGCAAGUGGAUGAUGUUUUGGUGGUAAAAAUUGAAGCUUUUCUAAUGGAUCGGAUUUUGGGUUUUCAAGGUUAGAUUUGAAAGGGGUUAAGUUGAUCUGUGUCAAGAUGGUUAAUUUGCUUUGAAAAUCCAUUUUUUUUACGAGAUUUGGUGUUUGAGAUGAACCAGUUAGUUGAAAGCUCUGCUAAUUCUCAAAGGGUCUCUAGAGUUCAAGCUCCACUGGUGGACUCUGUUUCAUGCUACUGUAAAGUAGAUUCAGGCCUGAAAACAGUGGCCGGGGCAAGGAAAUUCGUUCCAGGAUCGAAGAUAUGUAUCCAACCUGACAUAAACCCGAAUGCACAUAGGAACAAAAACUCGCGUAAAGAAAAGACUAGAGUUCAGCCUCCUCUGCUACCUGGUCUUCCCGAUGAUCUUGCUAUUGCUUGUUUAAUCCGUGUACCGCGCGUUGAGCACAGGAAACUGCGUUUGGUUUGCAAGAGAUGGUAUCGCCUUCUGUCUGGAAAUUUCUUUUAUUCACUCAGGAAAAGUCUCGGAAUGGCAGAAGAAUGGGUUUAUGUCAUCAAAAGAGACCGUGAAGGAAAAAUUUCAUUGCAUGCUUUCGACCCUAUCUACCAAAUAUGGCAAUCCCUUCCGCCUGUUCCUGGCGAAUAUUCCGAAGCAUUAGGAUUUGGUUGCGCUGUUCUUAGUGGUUGCCACUUGUACUUAUUUGGUGGAAGAGAUCCAUUGAAGGGAUCAAUGAGGCGUGUCAUUUUCUACAAUGCUCGUACAAAUAAAUGGCACAGAGCACCAGAUAUGCUGCGGAAACGUCAUCUGUUUGGUUCUUGUGUAAUAAAUAAUUGUCUCUACGUUGCUGGUGGGGAAUGUAAAGGAAUUCAAAGAACUCUUCGAUCUGCUGAAUUUUAUGACCCGAACCGGAACAGGUGGAGCUUUAUCUCUGAAAUGACCACAGCCAUGGUUCCUUUUAUCGGUGUUAUUCAUAAUGGCACAUGGUUUUUGAAGGGUCUCGGGUCUAAUCGCAAUGUCAUAUGCGAAUCCUAUUCGCAUGAAACUGAUACAUGGACUCCAAUAAGUAAUGGAAUGGUCAACGGAUGGCGUAAUCCGAGUAUCUCACUGAAUGGACAACUCUAUGCACUUGAUUGCCAAGACGGCUGCAAGCUCAAAGUAUACGACGGGGCGACAGAUUCCUGGAAGAAGUUCAUCGAUAGCAGGCUUCAUUUAGGUAGUUCCCGAGCUCUCGACGCCGCUGCUCUUGUUUCACUUAACGGAAAGCUAUGCAUUAUCCGCAACAACAUGAGCAUUAGUCUAGUCGAUGUUUCAAGUCCAAACAAACGCGUCGAAAGCAAUCCUCAUCUUUGGGAAAAUAUUGCUGGAAAAGGUCCUGUUAGGUCUUUAGUUAGAAAUAUAUGGUCAACUAUCGCAGGACGCAGUGGUUUGAAGAGUCACAUUGUUCAUUGUCAAGUUCUUCAAGCCUGAGAUAUCCACAAGUUCUCUGAUAAUACCGGGCUACACAGAUAAGGAAAUGAAUGGUUUUCAGGUAAUGUUUUGUAAAGAUGAGGAUUUUGGAAAUAGAAUCGAGGACACAACUUCAGAGUCAUGAAUAGGAGCAUUAUAAUGUAAAUGUUGUUUCACUCUAAGGCUCUGGCUGUUUUAGUUACAAUAUAUAUUUAGGUUUUGAAGCCAUGGAUUGUUGUUGUAUAUGAUUUAUUUGAAAACAAGAUAUCAUAGUUUAUUUCUGUUAGUAGGAAGAAGCUGUUCCAGUUUGAAGACUAUAUAUGUGAACUUUGAAUUACAGAAGAAUUUUCCUUGAAUCUCAAAA